UAAAAAUUUGGAAAAAGAACUGAAUCAAUUGAAGACAGAAAGAGAUAAAUUAUUGAAUGAUUUUAUAAUGAAAGAUGGUGAAACGGUUUUUUUACGAAAUCAAUUACAAAUGACUCAAACGCGUAUAGAAAAUGAUAAAAUAGAAAAAAUGCAUUUGAUUGAAGAACAAUCUAAGAAACAUAAAAGAGAAAUUGAUCAAAUGAUUAAGGAAAAACAAGAUUUAAAAACUCAACUUGAAUUAAAAGCUUUUGAGAUAGAAAAACUUAUGGAACGAUGUAAGCUAUUGGAAUCUAGAAAUAUUAAAUUCAUAGAACCACAUACAACUAGCAUGAUGUCGCCAGAUAUCGACCAUGAAAUUGAUACUGUGAAUCGUUUGAACUUUCCUACUAAAUACAUAGACAAAAAAGAUGUUAAUAUUCAAACUAAUAUCAGUAAUGGAAAGAGUAAUCAUUUAAAUACGUUAGUAGUACAUUAUCCACUAUUAAAAAUACCAGCUGAAAUUUUCAAUCCUUCGUUACCAGAAAAAUCUGUAGUUGAAAUUAAAGUCACAGAAAAAACUGGAAAACAAAAUUUACCCAUUUUACAAGAUGAACAAACGUUUCGAAUUUUUGAGAAUCCAGAUCUGGUAAAGCCUGUAGUCACUAUGAUAAAUGGUAAAAAAUUAUCUUUAGAAUUUGUCUUGUCUGAUAUUGCUUUAAUCAAAAAUAAGGUAAGCACAGAAUUAAAUUCUGAUACCUGUAUACCUAUUAUCAAUAAACUAGUAUCGACUGCAAGGGAAUUGAUCUUAAAUAUGAUAGUUGUUCUGCAAACUAUUUUGCAAGCUAUGAAAAAUGAUGACAUUAGAGAUAUGAAUGAUGUAUAUUUUUCUGAUCUUUACAAAAGCCCAAUUUAUUAUACCAAAUCUGUGUGCGAUGCAAAUGAAUGGCACAAAAAUGAACGUGGAAUAGAAGCUAGAAGGAUUUUAGGUGUUUUAUCAUAUAUUGCAUCCGAAUCGUUAUACCUUAGUAAAUAUGUAGCAGGAAAAACAUCAUUACUUGUGGAAAAAGAUAAAUCUUACAAGGAAUAUUCACAAUAUAUGAUACGUUAUAAUUCUUGGGAUAAAAAAGAUACAAAGUUUGAAAUGUUGGAGAUGAUUUUACAACUUGUAAUUUUAAUAGGACAAGUAAGAAGAUCUCAUCAAUUUAGUGGUCUUAUUAGUGCGAUAAUAGAUCUCUUAUGUAACGUAGACAAAACAAUAGGAUUUUGCGAGAAAGGAAUAGAUUUAAUUUCUGAAAUAUUCAAAGAAUUGAUAUUCUCAAGACCCUUAUCUGUUUGCUAUAUUCCAAUAACUAAAAUGAUGAUGACUUUUAUCAAACAUUUGACAUUUGCUAAAAAGAUUUGCAAGAAUACGCAUACUUCAGUAAAAAUCUGGAAAGGUGUUCCACACUUUACGCCAGAUGCUUGUCACUUGAGAAUAUUUAUAAUACAAGUUGAAAAUUUUCAUUUCGAUCUUGUAACUACCAUUAAAAUAACGCAUUCAUUAUUAUUAUUUAUUAAAGUUGCAUUGCACAUGAAUGUUCUUCUUAUAAAAAAUGGUAAUCCUAAAUCUUGCGAUUGCUGUAUGAAACUUUCAAGAUAUAUCAUCAAAAUGUUAUGUCGAUGCUCAACAGUGUCUUUAAAUAAUGUACAAUUUCAGUACAAUCAAUGCACAUUCAACGACGACUUCUUUGUUCUGAAUACGAAUAACGAUUUUAUGGAAAGAUUCAAUAAACAAUAUUUACAUUGUACUCAAUUAAAAAAAUAUGGUAUAAAAGAAUAUAUGAAGCAAAUGAAUCCAAGUGAUCUAUUGGACCAGAAUUAUUGGACUAGUAUAAAUAAGAAACAAUUAAAUACAAUAAGAGAAGGAAUAAUAUUUUUACGAUAUUUGGCGACACGUGAUCCUGAUUUUAUUAUACGAAUUUCCGAUAUAGAAGAUUCCUUUCAUUUAUUCAUGCACAAUAUUAACAAGUUCGACAAUUUAAUAUUACACGAAAAUGACCAAGAAGCUUUAAACUUCAUCAAAUCGACAUUUGUAUUCGACAAGACAUUACUACAUGAAAGUCAAAAAAACAAAAAUAAAAUAGAUUUGAAUCGUUUAGGUAUCACCAAAGAUUUUCGUAAAAAAUCAUCUGAUUUCUCUUUCCAAAAUAUAAGAAAGGAUAACAGUCAAGAGGAUUAUAAAAAUAUAUUUGCAGCUUAUAAAAAUUUGUUCAAAAGCUGAAAUAAUAAAAAACCAUUGAAAUCAUUGUAUGGAACGAGAAGAAAAUUGAAUAUUUUCACACAUGUAACAUAGUUCUAAUAAUUAAACAAAUUUCUUCUA
Messenger RNA from Polistes dominula (European paper wasp), 2338 nucleotides. It is a transcript of the gene mus304, whose product is annotated as mutagen-sensitive 304. NCBI's taxonomy places the organism in Eukaryota, Metazoa, Arthropoda, Insecta, Hymenoptera, Vespidae. The record is from RefSeq and is a predicted model, not a curated record. Gene Ontology annotation, biological process: DNA damage checkpoint signaling; DNA repair.